This is a messenger RNA of Drosophila sulfurigaster albostrigata, 1161 nucleotides long. RefSeq names its product N-acylneuraminate cytidylyltransferase A (gene Csas). The transcript has 6 exons. The record is from RefSeq and is a predicted model, not a curated record. Gene Ontology annotation, molecular function: N-acylneuraminate cytidylyltransferase activity. NCBI's taxonomy places the organism in Eukaryota, Metazoa, Arthropoda, Insecta, Diptera, Drosophilidae. Bases 249 to 1013 code for a protein of 254 amino acids.
UCAAUUUUAAGAUACCUCACAUUUUGGUUACACCACGAUUACGUAAUGCCUUGCGUGGACAAGAGCUUAUUUACAUUAUUUCUUUCGAAAUUUCGUAUGCUCUCAGUAAAUCACAAACUAACCGCGUUCUCGUUUUUUAUUAUUAUCAAUUUAACGCAUUGUACGCUCAUUGAGCCUACGAACGUGUGACAUUAUUAUUCUUAUGGGUGCCUCAGAUUUAUUCACUUUAAUUUUAUUUGUGGAUCUGUAUGGUUAUCCAUACUAAGUUCCUAAACGUGAAUAUUACAAUGAAAAAGUCGCUGAUACUUUGGAUACUUAAUGUUCUUAUUCUUGUUGAAACAAAGCCCUCUUGUACUGACAAUGAUUUAUAUGCUCUGAUACUCGCUCGUGGAGGAAGCAAGGGAAUUAAAAACAAGAAUAUGGUUGAAAUUGAUGGAUUAUCUCUAUUAUCACGAACUGUACUUACUAUCAGAAAUUCUAGUUGCUUUCAACACAUUUGGGUUUCUACAGAUGACAAGAAAAUUGCAAUGGAAGCUGAAAAAUAUGGUGCUCGAGUACAUAUUCGACCUCCGCAUUAUGCAAGAGAUGAGUCGUCAUCCAUUGAAGCUGUUAUGGAGUUCCUGGAAGUUCAUAGCAAAGUUCAAAAUUUUUCAUUGUUUCAAUGCACUUCGGUUUUCCUAAGAGAAAACUAUAUUCAAGAAGCAGUCGAGAAAUUUCAGACACAUGAUUGCGUCUUUGCUGUAAAGAGAAUUCAUUUCUUACGUUGGAAAAUGGUUGAUGAUAAAAUCCUGCCUGUGGGCUUUAAUGCGGAAGCGCGUCCUAGAAGGCAAGAUUGGUCAGGAGAUUUGGUUGAAGCGGGAAUGUUUUAUUUUUCAAAGAGAAAACUCGCAAUGAAAGGAAUUUUUCAAAAUGAAAAGUGUUCUGUUGUUGAAAUUGCACCGGAGGAUGGUCUAGAAAUUGAUUCAUAUCGAGAUCUCACGAUAGCACGCAGUAUUAUAAAGGAUGAGUUAUAGAAUAUGUGGAUCAAAUAUAUUAAUUAACUUAACACCAAGAACACAAAAAAACUUGAUUUUAUUCAACUUUGUAGUACUUGAAAAAUCAAAUUUUCUUUGUUGUUUGAUUUUUUUAUUUAACAAACCAAAAAAAUUAUGUCUUGCAGUC